Talaromyces marneffei is the source of this 3051-nucleotide messenger RNA. RefSeq lists its product as uncharacterized. Gene Ontology annotation, molecular function: protein binding. Gene Ontology annotation, biological process: protein transport to vacuole involved in ubiquitin-dependent protein catabolic process via the multivesicular body sorting pathway. The record is from RefSeq and is a predicted model, not a curated record. Gene Ontology annotation, cellular component: endosome. The transcript has 3 exons. NCBI's taxonomy places the organism in Eukaryota, Fungi, Ascomycota, Eurotiomycetes, Eurotiales, Trichocomaceae. The coding region runs from base 1 to 3051 and encodes 1016 amino acids.
AUGAACCAGUCUCCCAUGCUCUCGUGUCCGCUCAAGCAGACCAGCGAGAUCGACUGGGUCCAGCCACUCAAGGAUUAUAUCCGCACCGCCUACGGUGACGACCCAGACAGAUACCAGGAAGAAUGUGCCACGCUGAACAGAUUGCGCCAGGAUAUGCGAGGCGCGGGCAAGGAUAGCGCAUCAGGGAGAGAUUUGUUAUAUCGAUACUAUGGACAGCUGGAGCUGCUGGAUCUUCGGUUUCCCGUGGAUGAGAAUCAUAUCAAGAUAUCGUUUACAUGGUACGAUGCCUUUACGCAGAAACCGACGUCGCAAUACUCGCUUGCAUUCGAGAAAGCGUCUAUAUUGUUUAACAUCUCCGCCGUCCUUUCCUGCCACGCCGCGAACCAGAAUAGAGCCGAUGAUACCGGGUUAAAGACGGCGUUCCAUUCGUUUCAAGCGUCAGCUGGCAUGUUUACAUAUAUCAAUGAGAACUUUCUGCACGCGCCUUCGACGGAUUUAAGUCGGUCGACAGUCAAGGCUUUGAUCAAUGUCAUGCUAGCGCAGGCACAGGAGAUAUUCCUGGAGAAGCAGACCGCUGACGGGAAGAAGGCAGGUGUCCUUGCCAAACUUGCAAGCCAGGCUGCAUGGUUGUACACGCAGGCCGCAGAGACAGUCCAAGAAUACGUCGGAAAAGGGUUUUUUGAAAAAGUUUGGUCGCUCGUGAUACAGGCAAAGGCAUCGCACAUGGCAUCGGUCGCGAGUUUUCAUCAGGCCAAGGCUGAUUCAGAGAGCAACUCACAUGGAGUUGCUAUUGCGAGGCUACAACUAGCAGCAAAGUUAUCUGCUGCAGCGGUAACGUGGGCCAAGUCAUUUCCUUCGUCUGUGCCUGCGAAUUCCAACUUGGUUUCAGAAGACGGAGCUAGUUUGAUGGAGGAGAUUAAAAGACACCAGGCUAUUGUCGAGGAGCAGGUCUCAACGUUGAUCCGAGAUAAUGAUUUCAUCUACCAUCAACCGGUACCUAAUGAAGCUGGUCUGUCGGCUAUUGCGAAACUGGCCGUGGCCAAGGCCAUACCUGUUAGCGAGCUGUAUCAAGGGCAAGAUAUUCAGCGCAUCAUUGGUCCGGACAUCUUCCAAAAGCUAGUGCCGAUGUCUGUUACCGAGUCUGCAAGUUUAUAUGAUGAAGAAAAAGCCAAAUUGAUCCGAGCAGAGACAGAAAGAGUGGAGACAGCCAACGGAGAGAUGGCGGCCGGCCUAGACUACUUGAAGCUACCCGCCAGCUUGAAUAUCUUGAAGGGAGGUAUAGAUCAGGAAGUGACAGUCGACGAGGAAUUCCGCAGGUGGUGCGAAGAAAUGGCAGAUCAUACGGGAUUUCACAAGACACUGGACGAGUUGCAAGACAGCAAAGCCAUCAUUGUCGAUUCACUAAGCCAAUGCACGCGACAAUUGGACAUGGAGGAAAGCGUAUGCGAGAAGAUGCGAUCAAAAUACGGCGCGGACUGGACACAGCAACCUAGCUCACGUCUUACGGCGACGCUUCGUGGUGAGAUCAGAAGUUUACGGGAUACGAUUAAUGAGGCUGGAGCGAGUGAUACCCAGUUGAAUGCGACUUUGAAGCAAUACGAAGCAGAUUUCGAUGAAAUGCGGUCAGCGGGAGAGACAGACGAAGCUGAUGUUUUGUAUCAGCGGGCGAUGGUUAAAGCGGGCGCGAAGCAGAAGGUGUCUCGAAAUGGACAGGCGAGUCCGUACUCUCCGGGAAACGAGGGCUCAUUGCUUGAUGAUGUGGAGGAUGAAGGUAGUUUAUCGGUUGCGGAGCAGAUCACGAGGGUAGAGGAAUUGCUAAAAAAGUUGAAUUUGGUCAAACGUGAGCGAGCACAGGUCUUGAAGGAUUUGAAGGAGAAGGUUCAUGAAGACGAUAUAUCGAAUGUGCUCAUCCUGAAUAAAAAGUCUUUAGGUAACGGACAAGAACAGCAAUUAUUCCAGGCAGAGUUGGAAAAGUUCAGACCUUACCAGAAUCGUAUCAUCAAGUCGAACCAUACACAAGGCUCGCUGAUGAAGGAACUUACAAGGACAUAUGGCGAUCUUUUGCAGGAUAAACGAGUUCGAUCUGAGCAGUCGAAAUACGAGACUAUAACACGACAACGGAACACGGUAAUGGCGCGAUACAAGAAAAUCUAUAAUGCUUUCCGCGAUUUGGUCACGGGCGUAUCUCAAGCAACCAAGUUUUACAAUGAAAUGCAAGAAACGGUGGAUAACCUACGCAAGAAUGUAGACACAUUCGUCAACAACCGCCGAUCCGAAGGAGCGCAACUACUCAGCCAAAUCGAGCAGGACAAGAACAACAGUGCUUCAGGACAGGAAGACCGCGAACGAGAGAAGCUGAGACAGCUGAUGGAACGAUUAUCGACCGAACCAGCAGCCGCCCCGAGGAAUACAUCACCAACGAAACAAUCCCGACCCCAGCCUCCAGUCAAAGUCGCCGGCAACAGUACAAAAUCGCCAUCACCACCCCGUCACCACGCAACACCUGUAGCACCUCCACCAUCCCAAUCACCCGCCCCAAAUCCAUACGGACAGUACCCGCCCAGCGCAAUGGCAGGGUACUACGGCGCAACCCCCAUAUCCGCCUUCCAACAAGGCGCCGCCACACCUCUCUCAGGCGGAUACAAUCCCAUGGCAUAUCCAUACCAAACACCCGUCUCCCCACCUCCCAAUCAAGCCGGUUUAUACUACCAUCAACACCAUCACCCUGGAACAUCAACAACACCCGUCCCCGUACCCUCAUACCCUGGCUACCCAACUGCCGGGACACCCGCCCCUCCUCCACCAUCACAUACACCCCAAUUCAUUCCACCGGGCUACAUACCCCCUCCACCCCCUCCCCGACCAGCAGAAACCCAAUACCCGCCUUCGACAGGCGGUGCGUACCCUUCUGGUCCGGGCGGUUAUGCACAGAGUCGACCUGCUUAUGGUGCGGUUCAGCCGCAUCAACACCAGCAUAAAGGAUCACAGCAGUUGCAGAGUCAGACAUCACCUAAUAAUGAUCCGUGGGCGGGGUUGAAUUCUUGGAAAUGA